Molecule: messenger RNA, 3273 nt
Organism: Verticillium nonalfalfae
Lineage: Eukaryota; Fungi; Ascomycota; Sordariomycetes; Glomerellales; Plectosphaerellaceae
Exons: 6
Coding region: 1-3273 (1090 amino acids)
Molecular function (GO): flavin adenine dinucleotide binding; N,N-dimethylaniline monooxygenase activity; NADP binding
Source: RefSeq, a predicted model, not a curated record
AUGGCCGAUCUACUGUUACCAGAGACCAUGCAUGCCGGUGAUCGUGAUGCGUCGAGGAGGCUCGAUGGCCCCAUCCACUCCGAAAAGCACAUCCGAGUCAUCUGCGUAGGCGCCGGAGCCUCGGGUCUUCUUGUGGCCUACAAGAUGCAGAAACACUUUCAAAAUUUCUCGCUUGCCGUAUACGAAAAGAACGAAGCAGUAUCGGGCACCUGGUGGGAGAACAAGUAUCCUGGUUGUGCCUGCGAUGUGCCCUCUCACAACUACACAUGGAGCUUCGAACCCAAGCUUGACUGGUCCGCUGUAUAUCCACCAGCGAAAGAGAUCUUCGCGUACUUCGAAGGCUUCGCGAGGAAGUACGCCCUCUACCAAUACGUCAAGCUCCAGCACCAGGUUGUCGAGUCGUCUUGGAACCACCAGGCCGGCGGGUAUGACGUGAAGAUCAAGGACCUUGCCACAGGUGCCAUCGUCGAGGAUCACUGUGAUGUUCUCAUCAAUGCUGGCGGCAUCCUCAACAACUGGAAGUGGCCUGCUAUCCCUGGUCUCGACAAGUACAAAGGCGUUCUCCUCCAUACCGCCAACUGGGAUGAAUCCGUGAGCCUCGAGGGGAAACACGUCGGCCUUAUCGGCAACGGCUCGUCUGGUAUCCAGGUCCUGCCUGCCAUCCGCGACCAAUGCAAAAAGGUCACGACAUUCAUCCGUGAGCCCACCUGGGUCUCUCCAGUUCAAGGCCUCGAACAGCAUCGCUUCUCGGAAGAAGAGAAGCGUGAGUUUGUGGGUAACCCUGCCGCACUGCUUGAGUACCGCAAGAACAUUGAAUCCGGCCUCAACGGUCAAUUCGGCAUCUUCCUCAAGAACAACCGCAUCAACCGCGACACCCACACCUACAUGACCCAGCAGAUGAAGGAAAAGCUCGGCGACGCCUACCUCGAGGAAAAGCUCAUCCCAGACUGGAGCGUCGGGUGCCGUCGUCUGACACCCGGCGUAGACUAUCUCGAGUCCCUUACCAAGCCCAACGUAUCGGUUGUCUACGGCGAGAUCAAAUCCCUCGGCGAGCGUGGCCCCAUUGGCGAAGACGGGCGUGAGCACCCCGUAGACGUCCUCAUCUGUGCCACCGGCUUCGACACGUCGUUCCGUCCCCGCUUCCCCAUCAUCGCCCCCAGCGGCGAGAACCUCCAGGACAAGUGGUUCGGCACGCCCGAGUCGUACCUCGGCAUCGGCGUCGCCGGCUUUCCCAAUUACUUUAACAUGCUCGGCCCCAACUGCCCCAUCGGCAACGGACCCGUCCUCUCGGCCAUCGAGGCCCAGGCCGACUGGAUGCUCAAGGUCAUUGACCGCCUGCAGAGCACAAACGCCGUGCAGAUUGCGCCCAAGGAGCAGGCCGUGCGCGACUUUGUCGAGUACAAGGAGUGGUUCAUGACCAAGACAGUCUGGUCCGACCCCUGCCGCUCCUGGUACAAGCCCCGCGCCGAUGGGCCCGUCGUCGCCCUGUGGCCCGGCUCGACGCUGCACUACAUCGAGGCCCUCAAGGAGGUCCGCUUCGAUGACCUCGACAUUGUCCACGCCGGCAAUAGGUUUGCCUGGCUCGGUAACGGGUACUCGCAGACCGAGCUGGACAACUCUGCCGACUGGGCCUUCUACAUCCGAAACCGGGAUGACGACGCCCCGCUCACAACGGGCGGGAGGCGGAAGGUGCUUUCGAAGAGCGGCACGGUCAAGUCGCGCGAUAUUGUUGUUUUUAGUGGCAAGAGGGACGAGGCGGAGGUGCAGAAGGAGACAGCGCGAUUACUUCUGCUCGCUUCUUCUUACAAGGCAAAGACUUUGGUACUGAGAGGCACGAAGGACUCUGAUCAGAAGCGGCAUCAGACGCACACAAGGGAUAUUGCAUCUUGUUUCAAACACACCAUGGCAGGCUCGGACAAUCACGAUAACGAACGCGACCCCCAGAAUGACGGCUACCGCGGAAUUCGCAGCUGCAGCACUCAUGCAGAGGCUCUUGCAGCCAUGGAAGAAGACCUUGACAGUCGCAGAACGGGAGAGAACGCCGAGCUCAAGAGCGAGGUCGCGCUGCUGCUCAGGGACUUCUACGACAAGAUCGACAAGUACGCCAAACCGCCGGCUGCUCACCGCGACAUUGUCUACGUCCGGUCCAUCAAAAAGGCUCUGGAGGCUGCGAUCCAGUACAGGGAGGCGGGGGAGGCCUUCUCGCACCGGCUGCCGAGCUCGGCGCAGAUGCUCGCUCUGCGGUAUACCCACCAGUCUGGGACACUGGAGGAGGACGUGUGCGCCGUGCUCGUCGACUAUCAGGUCAAAUAUGGUGCUCCCGUCCCGUUUCUUGGUUUCGGCUACACCGCGAAGCCUGUUCACGAGCUGCUCCUUGCCACGCCAGUGCAGCCGCCACAUGUCAUCGACGAGCACAAACCCUUGUCUGAACAGCAAGCCGCGCCCUUUGAGGACAUGAAGGACCGGGUGGAACGUCGCGAAGAGCAGCAGUUUGAGCAGAACGACGUGGCCAGCGUGCAGAGCGAGGCACCACACGCCACGAUCCCCGUCGAGGUAAACCCGAGCCUCAACUUCGGCGGCCCGGACGCAGAGUUCGACCAGAUGGACUUCAACGCCUGGAACCUCCAGCGCACGAUGAAGCUGAGACAGGACCUCCAGGGCCUGCGCGAGAUGACGGCCGAGACGACGGCAGCCCAGCGCGCGGAGAUUGACGCGCUCAAGACGGACAGGGAGGAGAAUGCGCAUCUCUUGUCGAUCCUGCUGCGGCAGAUGCAGGAAUACAGGAGGGACCUGCGGGUGCUGAAGGUGCAGGUUGCGGUGCCGACGCCCCCUCGUAAGCGUGUGUCGUCAACAGAUGCUCGAGCAAGAGCUGACUUUGAGUUGCAGAUUCACAACAUUCGAAGAAGCGUUCGGUCCUCAACCACGCCAUCGAACGCGACAGUCCAGCCUGAGAAGACUACACACACAGCAUCUUCAGUGAGGAGCCCAGGACAGAACUUCCCCACAGCCGUGAAUCCCAAGCGCGCCGAACCACCACGGGGCCAGAAGCCCGCCCCGAAAACCCGGCCCCCUCUUGAUCCGAAUAGCAAGGAAUACAAGAAGGAAUACAAUAGCCUCACGAGGAGAUGGACAGCUGGGCUGAUUGCCAUGCCUAUUCUUCUCGUGACAUCUUACUACCUUUUUGACAGAAUCAUCCUUGGACACGAGAAGAAGGAACUGCAUCGUUUCGACUCUUCCAAGAACCCAGACGAGUCACCUAUCAAGUCGUUCUAG